GCCAGGAUACAGGAUGGUUUCUAGCAAUGGUGGCUCCUCCAUCAUUUGUGAGAAAUGCCCAGAAACUAUGUGGAAAGAAGCACUGAUGGCAUGUUGCUUAAUGAGGCUUUGUGCAUACGUUGUAAUGGAAGUGAGCCCUCCUGGUCUGCUUCAGAUGCCUCAGGAAACAGGUGUGUAAGAUGUGAACAAACAUUCAUCAACGUAAGCAAGUCUUGUGACUGCAGCAGCCCAAAUAUUUUAACUGGGGGAUUAUGUUUCAAUGCUGCUGAAAGUUUACCCCUGAAAGGAGUUGCAACUGUUCGUUUUGGACAGCUAGGUUUAACACUGACCUCAGCCUGGUUCCUGCAAACCCUGCAGUCCUCAGCCUCUGCCUGUUGGUCACACUCUAAUCUGACAGCAUGCCAAGCUCUUGGAAAUAUGUGUGUGAUGAAUAUGAACUCCUUGAGUCCUGCAAGUGCUGAUGCCUGUGGUUUGUUUCAGUAUAUUUAUGUCAAUACAGCAAGGUUAGGCAUUGUCCAUUCAGUAGCCUUCUGGAGGCACAGCCUUCCAUGGCUAUAUUAUGGUGAUCAACCAGGAUUAGCAUCCCAAGUGCUUGAGGGAAAUCAUUUCCCUACAGUCUUCAGUUUUAAAGACACAGAUAAGGAUGUAAAGCUACAAUUCAUUGCAGCCUCAUUUGAUGCAGCAGGAAACUUUCUUAAAUGGCAAAGUCUGGAAGGAGGCAUCUUACAGCUUUGUCCUGAUACCCAAACUAAAUUGGAUGCAGCUUAUGCAUUUGGAACAACUUACCAACAAAGUUGCAAAAUUUCACUUUCCAAGAUUUUACUGGAUUUUCCUACUCCAAUCUUUUAUGACCUAUUCCUUGAAUAUAAUGGUGACAAUGGACAGGAAUCACUUUGGGCUGUGCCAGUUUUAAACUUGAAUCUUCAAUACAGUGAAAUGUUUGUUAAUCAAGGCAGUAACAUGAACAACUGGCUUUUGACUCGUCGAUUUUUCUUGGUGGAUGCACUGAGUGGAAAAGAGAACAGCUUGGGAAAGCUACCAAGAGCAGUUCGCAUUGCCAGCAAAAUAACAAUAAGGAUCCGUCUUGUGCCCCAUACUCAGAGGGGAACUAUCUACCCUCCGCUGCUUACUGUCGCUUACACAGAUGUGCUUGUCCAGAACCCUGAAACCCAGAGUGUGAAGGUUUCCUUCUCGGUCAGUUACGAGAUGAAUCAAUCGCAGGCUCAGACUGAUAUCGCCUUGGGUGUGUUGGGUGGGCUGGCAGUGUUGUGGUCCCUCCUCAAGACGACAGGCUGGAAGAGGCGUACAGGAAGCUCUGUGAUUGACUUGCAGACAGUUUUGAAGUUCCUCCUGUUCUAUGCUGGAGACCUUGCCAACGUUUUCUUUCUCAUCACAGUGGGCACAGGGAUUUAUUGGCUUGUGUUCUUCAAAGCUCAGCAGUUUGUCUCUGUCCUUUUACCACUUCCAUCUCAAGAGGAGGAUUUUGUCACAUAUAUAGCCUGUGCAUUCAGUUUAAAGGCCCUGCAAUUCUUACAUUUGCUGGUUUCACAACUUACUGUAGAUAUUUUCUUCAUUGACUGGGAAAGACCUAAGGGCAAAGUUCUUAAAGCAGUUGAAGGUGAAGGUGUUGUUAAAAGUGCUGCUGCACCUGUGAGCAUAUGGAGGACAUAUUUUAUAGCAAAUGAAUGGAAUGAAAUUCAGACAGUGAGGAAGAUAAACCCUCUCUUCCAAGUGAUUGCAGUCCUUUUCUUUCUGGAGGUGGUGGGAUUUUCAAACCUGGCUUUAAUGGAUUCUUCUUCCAGUCUUACAAGAAGCAGUGAGAGUUACAUUGCUCCCUGGAGCCGCACUUUGAGAUUUGGGGUGGCUGCUGCUCUGUGGCUGGCCAUUGCCUUCCUGCAGAUUCUAUUUUUUUCUGUAUUCUAUGAAAGAUUUGUGGAAGAUAAGAUAAGCCAGUUUGUUGAUUUGUGCUGCAUGAGCAAUAUUUCAGUCUUCCUCUUGUCACACAGCUGUUUUGGCUAUUAUAUCCAUGGGCGCUCCGUGCACGGGCAUGCAGAUACCAACAUGGAAGAAAUGAAUCUGAACCUAAAGAGGGAAGCAGAAAACCUCUGCAGUCAGAGAGGUUUGCUGCCCAACACAGAGUGCCAGACGUUCCAGAUCUCCCUGGCAAGAAGGAUGCGGCUGCACUACGACAGGAUCCAUGAAACCCUGAGCAGAAAACGUGGUCCUGCUAGGCUGGUGGACUCCUCUGCAAGUACUUUUGAGCAGAGCACAAGAGCCUACAACACCAUGAACAAGUUCCUCGGCUCUUUCAUUGAUCACGUUCACAAAGAAAUGGAUUACAUUGUAAAAGAUAAGUUGCUGCUGGAACGGAUUCUUGGCAUGGAGUUAAUGGAACCCCUGGAGAAGAGUAUAUUUUACAAUGAUGAAGGACAGUCUUUCAGUGAUGUUCUCUACUAUGGCAACGAGAGCACACUGCUCAUCUUCGAUAUCCUCUUUUUCUCCGUGGUGGAUCUGGCUUCCCAGAGUUUUGUGCUGGCAGCUAUAGUAACCUACUUGCAGCAAGAGCUGUUCCUUGUCUUCAGGUGAUUCAAGAAGGGACUUUCACCAGCAGCAACACCAUAAAUGGUGGUGGGGGUUAGCAUGCUGAUUCCAAACCAGGGACUGAGGAUGUGAUCAGUUGCACCUAGCAAACUUCCAGUGCAGGCAUGCUUGUCUGAGGUGAAGAAGCACUGGACUUCAGGUGUUUCUUGGCUUCAGAAAGAGGAAUAUGUUCUCCUGUCGAUACUACAUCAUGCCAUGAUUGUAAAUUUCAAGGGACAUGGACAUAAAUCUCAGGGCCAUUGUUGCUCCAAUGCACUCGGUUUUGGUGUUGCUGGGUAGCUUGCCAGCCCUGUGCAGUUGCUGUUAAAUGCUGGAAUGUGUCUGCUAGUAAGGCUGUGAGAAGGCAGAGGAGCAAGGAGCUGCUUUUCAGUGGGACAUCCAUCUGUUGGUGUGCAUUUUUGCAUGGGAACUCCCAUGCCAUGCUUUUCCUUGCUUUUGUCUGCAUGUGUGCGGUCCUCUGCUGGCCAAGACUGUCCCUCGAGAAAGGUGUGAGCACAACACUCCAGCAGAGUGAAAUGUCCACUAGAAAUGAAGUUAAGGUUGUUGCCUUUGUAGUCAGUGUAGUCAUUCAAGUGUCCCUUAGAUCCUGGAUCUGCUAAAACAGCCAACAUUUGCAUUUCCACUGAGUACCGUGACUGUAUAACUUCAUUAGUUGGGGGCUGUCUGUGAUACUCCUUGUCACUGAUCUACUGAGUGCCAAAGCUGUGAGCUAGGCUAAUGAGACAGCUGAAACAUAGUCUGCAGUAGGACAUCUGCAAGGCCAAGGUAGGCUCACAUGAUGUCCAUGUAUUUCUUUGGCCACUAUCUCUGCUUAGCUUAACUUAACCCAGCUGUCCAGAUCUCACCAGUCCUGCUGAAAUGUCACUGUACCAGGGGAAAUGUCCUUCUCAGCCGACCACAUUUCUUCAGGGUGACUAAAGGAGUGUAGAUGGUUGCUGUGGUCUGUGAGUGAGCAAGUAGGACCCUCAUGAAUUGCUCUCAUUCAGGUCUUGUCUUUCCAGCAGUGGGACUGUGCAUCAUUGGCUGUGAUCACAGGCACAAGGUGUGAAUUGUGAUGUGCUUACAGUUGUAGGGUUGUUCUGGGAGACAGAGGGAUGCUACCUGCAGUCAGAAUGACUGAAAUGUAGUAACCAGACUGGGUUAAAGCAGGGCAUGGCUGCCAGCAGAAUGCAGGUGUGAUUGUGUCAUCUGCCAGCAUGGUGUGAGCAGAAAUGGAGGUGUUUGAGCAUGUGGGCUCUCACACUCUACCCUGCUAUCAGUACUUUUGCUAACCAGUUACAUCUUCCCAUACCAAAAUCAUGCUCUGAGUUUGCUUUAGAUAUGCCUUUAAUUAUCUGCUGCUCAGAAGGGCAUGUGACAGCUCUAAUGGCCUUGCAGUCUGCAAGAAGCAUUGCUGGAGGCAGCUCUUGUUGCACAGAGAUGGUAAAUUCCUCUAAAACUCUCCUGUCAACACAGUUCAGACCCUUGGCUCCCUCUCUCACACUCUGCUCUGCUGUGCUUUGUUUUUCCAGGUCAUUUGUCUGAAAUGUUAAUUACAGGUAGUACAGUGAUGGGGAUAGUUCAAGUUUCUACAUGUUUCAUUUAAUCACCUCAAUCAGUCACUCAAAUCAAUCCAUUUCAUAAUUUCAGACUCUCAGAUCUGUCCCUCUCAGCAAUAAAAAAUAUUU
Molecule: messenger RNA, 4268 nt
Organism: Pogoniulus pusillus (Red-fronted tinkerbird)
Lineage: Eukaryota; Metazoa; Chordata; Aves; Piciformes; Lybiidae
Gene: TMEM67
Product: transmembrane protein 67
Exons: 26
Coding region: 55-2586 (843 amino acids)
Biological process (GO): cilium assembly
Cellular component (GO): MKS complex; ciliary transition zone
Source: RefSeq, a predicted model, not a curated record